AUGGUUCUGUCUCUGAAUCACCUCCCAGAAGAAAUCCUUCACUCGAUCCUAUGUGCAUCUCCACCCCGAUCUGCCGCUGCCUUACAGCAAACUAGCCACCGAUUUGGGAACGUGACCAGGGAGCCUUUGUUAUGGCGUCACUACUGCGAGACCCAUUUCAGCUCCUGGGAUAAACGACAUGGAAUCUCUCGGAAGCUCACUGAUCCGGUAUCGUCGGUCGACUGGAAAGCACUGUUUGUAUUGAGAUUCAACAUCGACCGUUCCGUCUGUCGACUUCUGGAUAGUAUUCUUGCGAGCCAGACUGGGCGUAUCGAGAAAUUCCGCGCGGUUAUUGAUUUUGGGUUCGAUGCUCAGGACACUCUUGUGUAUCACAGCAGGGUAGAAUCGGGGGAAGAUCACUUGGCUAGAAGGUACUACGCACAAGCGCUUUUGACCUGCCUUCAUCGAAGUAUUGCAGUACCUGAAUGGGCCAAGCUUAGGCGUGGUGAGCCCGUUGCGCUCGAGCGUGCUCUGGCUGCUUUUGAUCUUUUUAUUCCAGAGAGUGGGUUUGGAGACUUAGAUCAGGUUCGGGAUCUAUUGGACGGGGUUGUCGCCCAGUUUUCCAUCUCUCAUUCCGAUAUCACUGUCCUUCGGCCCCGGGAAAGGGCUCUACUACUUGCGUCCUGGCUCCAGGAGAAGGGUCUCACCGGCAUCGAGCCUGGGCGACCAUAUCAUUCUUUGGAGCAUAAUUUUCUAGGGCUAGCUCUGACAAGCCCUGGUCACAAUUCCCUGCCAUUGAUCUCCGCCGUGAUCUAUUGUUAUGCGGCGCAACAGUUGGGAAUGGACGCCCGUCCUUGUGGAUUUCCAUUUCAUGUCCAUGUCAUUAUUUCUCCGCCGCCUGGUCUUGAUAUGAAUGGAAACCCGCUGAUUGGCGAAGAGCCAGGUUCCCCCAUGUAUCUUGAUCCGUUCCGAGGGGCACGGGAGACCCCGGUUUCUGAUUUACGCGAUCAGUUGGUCUUUCUUGGUGCCACGGAUGCCGAUCAAGCAGAAUUCCUGGGUGGAUCGCUACCCUCGCAAAUCGUCUUGCGCUGCAGCAAAAAUAUCCUGAAUUCCAUUCACUCUACAUCUCAUAGUCCCAACAUUCCGGCCACCUCGAUGGAUGUGGUAGGUGCUAAGUACGCUGCCCUGUGGUCGUCAAUACUUCUCUCCGGGGACUCUAGGCCCAUGGACCUGAGGCACCAGUUACCCUGGUUAAUGGAGUUAUUCGCUACCGACUUUCCAUCUGAUAUCUUCUUGGUAGAACAGCACAUUGUACCACUUUUUCGUGGACUGUUCGAGCACGAGCAUAUCUUAGAGAGUCUUCAUGUCAUGCGAGCGGUGGAUGAGAUUCCCAAACAGGUUCGACGACGGUCCAGUGCGAAGAAAGAUAUACGAUACAAAGUAGGCCAGGUUUUCCAACACCGUCGUUACCAUUACCGGGCCAUCAUCACUGGGUGGGACUCGGAGUGUGGUGCGGGGGAGCAAUGGAUGCAACGCAUGGGAAUUGAUCGUUUGCAAGCGGGCCGACAUCAAAGCUUCUACCAUGUUCUUGUCGAGGAUCGAAGUGUGCGAUACGUUGCUGAGGAGAAUAUCGAGCUCAUCCUGCCGCAAAUGAUAGAGCUACCGCCAAGCCUGACGACCAUCGCGGGCAAGCAUUUCAAACGAUGGGAUGAGACUACGCGGUCAUUCGUUAGUAACGUGCGUGAUGAGUAUCCAGAUGACUAG
This is a messenger RNA of Penicillium pulvis, 1743 nucleotides long. RefSeq lists its product as uncharacterized. The coding region runs from base 1 to 1743 and encodes 580 amino acids. Gene Ontology annotation, molecular function: protein binding; DNA binding. The transcript has 4 exons. NCBI's taxonomy places the organism in Eukaryota, Fungi, Ascomycota, Eurotiomycetes, Eurotiales, Aspergillaceae. The record is from RefSeq and is a predicted model, not a curated record.